Ostertagia ostertagi is the source of this 1176-nucleotide messenger RNA. The record is from the annotation of a GenBank genome assembly. NCBI's taxonomy places the organism in Eukaryota, Metazoa, Nematoda, Chromadorea, Rhabditida, Trichostrongylidae.
AUGGAUUCGCCAAGACUUAAGAAUUUUGGCCUUUUCAGAGUUGAACUGCAUGGGGAUUCAGCGGAGCGAGAACGUCUGUUGCGCUUCUUCUCAGCACGAUAUCACCAAAGCGAUCCGAGUCUUUUCAAAAGCGUCGAUGAAGUGCACACGCUCACUUGUCUGAAUGUGCCGAAUCUCACAUGGCCUAGAAUUGGGAAGAAGAUGACGAUAAGAGAUUUCAUCAACAAUAUUGCUCACACUGGUGUACACUAUAAACGUGAUCUGCUCAAAGCACUCUACAACAGCAUCAAAGAGCACGAGAUUGUUCACGCAAGCAAGUUCGAGAAACCAGCGAAAAGAAGCAAUUCGAAGCGAUCUUGUGUCUCUCGUCAGCUGCUACUCGAAGUAGAUCCUGAAUCGCAGGUGGAAUACAAAUGUGGUUAUAUCAUGCGAAAAUGUGUUUAUGAUGCAGAUGGCGCAAAAACUCCAUUUGGUCGUCGAGGUUGGCGUGAAUGGUACGCACGUCUUCGUGGCCUGGCGCUUUACCUUGGAAGAGAUGAUAGCGAUAAGAAACGGAGCAGAUAUGAAAUGUUUAAUAAUGCGAUAUUACUCCAUCAUGCGUUUGCCGAGCCGGCUCCAGACUACAAAAAGAAGCAGUACAUAUUCCGAUUGAGAACCGCCGAUCUGGGCGAAUUCCUAUUCCAAACUACUAGUGCUGCGGAAGUCGAUGACUGGGUUAACCAGAUCAACUUCGUCUGCGCCCGAUUCUCAUCGAGGGCGUUGCCGCCUCCGGCCUGCUCGAACGAACGGCACCUUCUCGAGGAUUCGUUUGCCAAAGUUGCCCAGCUCUGCCCCGUUGGCCCAGCAACUCAAGGUAACGGUCGUGCCUCCGCACACGAGUCGGCUGCCUGUGAACUCCGAGAACAAUUGGCUCGUGUUCGACAGGAGGCACCGCCGUUGAAGUCAAGAGGACGACCUGUUGAAGAGUUUUUUCUUCAAAGAACGGUACUUAACUCAAGAGAUACAGCGCUACGACACCUACUGCCAUCUGUCUGCGAAUUCCUCGUCUGCCUGGUGGCCGGUUGUGAGUGGUGCGAAGACUCCUUCCUGAUUUCAAACUGCUCAGGAGUGCAUUCCAAGUCAGACAUCGCCGAUGAACUUGACAAAAUGAGCUAUCGAGAAGCAAUGAAUCACUGA